UAACAAGAUGGCUGCUAUAGUAAAUGAGUAUGGUUGCAUCUGUUGGAAACAUCGCUGGUGUUCAUUUAUUACUGAAAAGUUUUAAUUCAAUUGUUUAGAAACAGGUACAUAAAUGAAACAAGGAAACAUUUUUGUAUUUUUCAAAACAUAAAUCCUCCUCAAAAUGUGAAAUAAUUAUUAAAAUGUAAGGAGUCACCUGUUUUUCACAUUACUAGUCGCGGGCGAUUUUACGUACCUAAAACGAUAGAUUACCCUAAAGCAUAUGAAUUAGUUAGUAAUAAAGUAAUCUUCCAUGAACACAAUGCAAGAGUUUGAACCAAGCGAGGAGCAGUAUGGCUCACCCCCCAAGGAUCAACAAGAUACCCCACAGGCUGCCAACAUAAAUUGUCCUCUGUGUCAACAAGAUCCUCCACAGGCUGUACUUGACAACGGAUAUUGUCUUCUGUGUGAACAAGAUACUUCAAAGGCUGUACUUGUCAACAGAUAUUGUCCUCUGUGUCAAGUCCCUAACUGCAAGCAUUUUGAGUUGCUUCAAAAAUUAAGGAAUCCUCCCACCUCAAAUGUGAAAUAUUGUGAGUUAAAAAACCAUAACAAAGAGCUUAAGCUGUUCUGUAAAGUUUGUAUCGAACCCAUCUGCGAGGAGUGCAACAAUGCUGAACACAAACUGCAUGAUGUUCAAGAAUUGUACAAAGUGCAACGAGAUUUGAAAAAGAACUUAAUGUUGCAAAUGUUGAAUAAAAAAUGCAUAAAUUCAGAGGCUGAUGAAAAUUCUUUGAAAGAAUCUAUUUUGUCACAAAUUAAAAAUAUUAAAACUGAAAUACAAUUAUGUUAUGAAAAUUUACAUAAUGAAAUAAAUGUAGCUCUUCAAAGGGCUAUAUACAAUUUGGAUAACCUAAGUAAAGAGCUACAAACAGAAUGUGACCAAACUUUGCAGAAGUAUAAAAAUUGCCAAUCUUUUCUCUCUGAGUUUGCAAAUGUUUUGGAAGUGUCAGAAGACAACCACAGCCACAUCAUCUAUGCUCUGAAAUUUAGGCAAGAAGUGUUGGAUCUCUUUUAUGAGUUGAACAACAAUAUACAACAGUUACCUAAGACAGUUGAGAAGUGUGUUUCUCUAACCUACCAGCCUGCAUUGCCAGUAGUGGAAGUUCAAGUAGCAGCUAAAAAUUUAAAGCCAGUCAGUGUCAACAGACUACCUGAUAAAUUUUUUAGAAAUGUUACCACUAAAAGUCUUAUUGUGUUGAGCAGCGAUGAGUGCUUAAUUUCAUGCAAGGCUAUUGCAUCCGAUUUACACCCUAUUUAUCUUUGUGAUACUUCCAAGACUGGAGACAUGUCGAUUCGUCGAUUUUUCACAGAUGGAGAGUGGUGUUUUCUGGCUCAAUUAAAAAGUAAGGAAAUCAUUGCUUUAUGCAAAAAUGGUGCAAGUAGUGCUGUUAAAUACAAUGAUGGUAGUUUUUUGUCAAGUUAUGAACAAUAUAUUGAGUUUGAGACUAUCAAAGAGUUGGACUCUCUGGCAAGUAGUAUUGCAGUAACUAAUGACAACAACAUUAUUGUAUGUGUAAGCUGUGAUGAGAAAAAAGAUCAGGACAGUGGCCAUGGCUAUGUGAUGUUGAUGUCUCUAAGAGGAAAAGUGAUCAGAGACACUGUGGCUGACUUUGGAAGGGAUAUGAUAAGUCCAGACUAUGUGGCAGUGAGUGACAGAGGAGAAAUUUGUGUCAGCAACUCAAGAGGAAACAGUGUCAUAAUUCUAAAUGAAGAUUUGGAAAUUGUUAAGAGCAUUGAGUUUCUGUUCCCAACUUCAUUCAUUUAUGCUGACCACCCAGAUAAAUUAGCAUUUCUUUUCUCCCCAUGUGGACUUUGCUAUGACCACUUAAACCGUAUCAUUGUAACUGAUCUAAAUCACUGUACAGUUCUACGCUUGAGUGUUGAUACAAUGACCAAAGAUUACAAGAUGGAACCAUUAAUAAUUAAAGGCAAAAAAUUGGAACAGUUCCAUUUUCCACAGUUUACUGCAAUGGGGACUGAUCGACGUUUGUGGGUUGUAUGUAAAGAUGAUCUUUUUGUUUUUGAAUAUUAUCAAAUACAAGUUUUUUCCAGUGUUGAGUAAAUUAAUUUCUUAUAAUGCGAUAUAAGUCUUAGUUGGGUGUAGUUGUUUAUAAUGAUUUAUAAAAUAGUUCUAUUUGUAAAUCAGGUUAUUAAAAUGUUUCCAAAAUCUGUUUUUAAAGGGUUUCAAAAGGCAUGCAUUUACUUGCAUUAUGCUAAAAAUCAAAAACACAAAAUAAUUUUAUCAAGUAAUUUGUAUGUUUGUAUUUAUGAAAACUGCUAAAAAUUAUGCAUGUGUAGGUGAUUGUCGCUAUUUGAUUACAAAGCUUGAGACUUGAUUUAAUGUAUAACUGACAUGAGUCAAGGCAUAUAGUAGUGGAUGUCAGUGAACUGACCACAGAAUCUCUUCCAAAGCAUUGACCAAACAAACAUGUGAACAUUACUUUUUUUUAACCUGUUGCAGACCAUUAGUUUUGAAAAAGUAUUUUAGCUUUUACUUUUAACAAGCUGCCUUAGUGUUCACUCGAUAAAUUAUUGAUUUCUUUCUUAUAUGUCACACACUUUUUUUUUUUAAAUCAAAGGUUACUUAAUCUAAUGGUAGUCAUUUAUUGUUUUAGUAGGCCCUAAAAGGAAGAUUCAUUUGAUUUUUUUAAUGAAAGUUUUAUUCUUUAUAUAAUUUGAGCAUGUUUUAAAUCAUUUCAUUUAUGCUUACCAUGUAUUUUUAAAAAGUGAAUGUAAUCAAAUCAAUAUUAAUUGCAUUUUCUUUUAUUUUCUGUAAGUAUGUUAAGUUAUAUAAGCCUAUUGGCUAGCUCUUGAAAUUACUAUAAUUUAUUUUCCUUAAGCACAGACUUUGGCAUUGUCAUGUUUUAUUAAUAUUUUAUUCCCUUGCAGUUUGUGUUUGACUAAACUUAUCUGAUCCAUUUUUUUCCACAUUUUUAAUUUUCUGCACAUUUUUGUACUACUGUUAAUCUUCCAGCCAAAGACUUACAUUACAGAAAUGUUUAAACUGUUUAAUUAUAUUAAAUGUUUGCCAAAAAGAUUUUUAAAAUUAUUGUAAUCGACAAAUAGAUCUAGGUUGUUAUUCUCUUUCUCACUGUCAGCAUAACUUUCCAGAAUAAUGGUCACAAGCCAGACCAGUCACAACAGGAUGAAGAAUCAAGCAUUUUUUAUGCCCUUAUCACACUCACUAAACUCUUGGGUUUUGGUCAGCUUCCUCCACCAGUGCAUCGAGCCAUCUGAUUUGGAUAUUGGUUGAACAAUAACCUACAGUUCAUAACCCGAGUAUUGUGAUCAUGAAAUUCGUGCCUCCACUGCUAGUCCACACCAAUCACUAAAUAUUUCAACUUAGUCAACAAUUUACCAUUAUUUUCUGCAUUGCCUAUUCUUAUUUACAGAAUUUACUUAUUAUACCUUGUGGCAUUAAGUAGUUAGUACCAGCAUUAUUGUGUAAAGUCGAGGUGGUAACACUGCCAUGUCUAAAGGUUGAUUGAAUGUUUACAGAUGCCUUUAAAAUAUAUUAAUGAUGUUUUUCAACACAUUUUUAAAAGUUCCCGUAUGCUGUUGAUAGUACUUACACUGCCAUCAGGAUGGAGUUGCAUUUCAAUCAACUACCUACCUAGAGGUCUUUCAUUUCUGUUCAGAGUGUACUGUUGGUAGGAUGUCAUUGAGUACAGAAAGCUCUAAUGGGUACCUGGCUCUAGUCGGGGAAAGAAAUGGCUGUUGUCUACAAUCCUUUCUUAAGCUGAUGUCACACAAACAGGCUCAAUUUCCUAUGCCCAAUUGCUUUUGUAAAACAUUGUUUAACAAAAAAUGGUUGACUUUAUUUUUUUAUAUUACUUCUGAUAUUGAAUGUAUUUACAUUUGUUGUAUAAAUUAUUUCUUUUUGUAUGAUGUAAGAUUAAAACAAGCAAGGCUGCUGAGUCAGGUGUAGUAGGAGUUUGAGUAGUUCAAAAUGUGUCAACUGACUUUGAGUAAAUUACAUGAGAGUAAAAUGUCAUCAGUAGAAGAUAAACAUAUAAAGUAUUAUAAACAUUUUCUUUUCCUUUAUAUUGUGAAAUAUUUGUCAAUGUUAACAUUUCCAAAAAAUUUUCUUAGCUAUAUUACAGUGCUGAAAAAGUUAUUAUAUGGAGUUUAUUUAAAGACAAAGUCUGGUAAGUAGGGAUGAGUAAACAAAUAUCAAUAAUAUGUGAUGUGUAGGUGAUAUAUUAGCUGGGGCUGGUGAGGGGGCUUUUAAACUGUACAGUCAUGUGAAGGUAGUCCUAUUGAGGGAUAAUCUCAGCAGCCUUGCAACUGAUAAUAGUAAAAACUAAAAAAAAAUUUCUAGACCUCUUAAUCUUGAGAGAACAAUUUAUGCAUUUUUGACUUGUAUUUUUUUAAUGAAAUGUACCAAAUAUAUGAUAUAUCAGUAUAUAACUUAAUUAUCAAAUUACAAUUCACUAUAAUGAGCUGGUUUCUUUAAAUACAUCUAUAAAAUUUAUAAAUAUUUUAUUCCAAAAUUAUUUUAAAACAUUUUUAACAUAACCUUAAUCAUCUUUAUUUUUUUUUCUUUAAAUUAAUUUGACUGCCUUUUUAAUAAACUACUGUUUGAAAUGUU
Molecule: messenger RNA, 4633 nt
Organism: Physella acuta
Lineage: Eukaryota; Metazoa; Mollusca; Gastropoda; Physidae
Molecular function (GO): zinc ion binding; ubiquitin protein ligase activity
Source: RefSeq, a predicted model, not a curated record